Oncorhynchus kisutch (coho salmon) is the source of this 9300-nucleotide messenger RNA. RefSeq names its product sphingosine kinase 1-like. Gene Ontology annotation, cellular component: intracellular membrane-bounded organelle; cytoplasm; membrane. NCBI's taxonomy places the organism in Eukaryota, Metazoa, Chordata, Actinopteri, Salmoniformes, Salmonidae. The transcript is spliced from 5 exons. Gene Ontology annotation, biological process: negative regulation of apoptotic process; phosphorylation; cellular response to growth factor stimulus. The record is from RefSeq and is a predicted model, not a curated record. Bases 1137 to 2384 code for a protein of 415 amino acids.
UGUGUAUAGUGUAUUGAUGUGCUCAUUUGUAAAAGAGGCCUUGGUCUCAGCAUGACUCCCUGUCAAACUAAAGAUUCUUAUAAUAUAAAUGAAAAUGGUUCAACAGGAGUAGGACGGUCCAGCUGCAGGAAGCUCUGGAAGAAAAUGUACAGACAUUUGACUAAUCUUCCAUAGAUUGAUUUAUACAUUAGAACUUCAUUGGAACAUGUCAAACAGGAAGAGGAUGAGGAUGAUGUUGUCCUGCAGUGUUUAUUAGUGAGGGUAAUACUGUGUCUCUGUUUCAGAACCAGAAUAGCAGCAAAGUCUGUCUGAAAGCCCUCUGGGUCAAGAAGAAGACGCCAGAGAAGAAACCAGAGGGAACAGAGAAGAAGAAGAAAUGGUUGACAUAAAUUAAGAGGGGGGGUGGAGGAGUAUUAACAGGAAUGGUCUAUCGUGUAUCAACCCUUUGAUAUGUCAUAAUAACGAUACAAAUUAAUCAACAGGAAUGGUCUAUGGUGUUUUGAUCCCUUGAAGAGGGAGUUCACUGUCCUAGUCAGCUUAGACCCUGUGCUGAUGGGGUCUAAGCCAGUUACUAUUAGCGGACAUAGAGUGCCCUAUCUUAAAAUGUACACAGUUAAAAUGCUUUAUACUCAGUUUACAAUACACUUUGAGUAGAGUACUUCAAUCCAUCAGUUGAUAGGUCCUACUGAGUUAUUAGGUUCUGCAACAUCAGAGCCCAAAUUGUCUUUGCUGUUUUUAUCCACACACUGUUUCGAUGACUAAUUUGAUAAAAGGGUAAUUACACUGAGAUAGAUGUUCUCCCCCAUUCUGACACCCCGGCGACGGGCUUGUGGUAGAAUAGAGUGUCUUGAUGCCAAAACCAAUUAAUCACACCCUCUUUAUCUAGAGCUGAGAGAGCGAGAGAAAGAGAGAGAGAGUUCAUUAUCAAAUGAAACCAGAGGCCUCCUGUAUGAAACUGCCCUGACCCUCUCCUCUGCCACAACAACCAUGGUUAUAGCAGACCCUGGACCAAGUCGCAGCUGAUCAAUCCAAGUCUGUCUCGGCAGCUUGCAAGGGGUUCGAGCCAUUGCUGCAUCUUCAGUACAACGCCGUGUCAGUGCGUGCUUUACAGUGAGGUGCACCGUCCCUGCAGCGUCAUGCUACUGGUGAACCCCCACAGUGGGAAGGGCCAGGCCCUCAGCCUCUUCACCGGACACGUCCAACGCAUGCUUAACGAGGCCGGGGUCCCACACACACUGGUCAUCACUGAGCGGCAGAACCAUGCCAGGGAGUUGGUGAGAGAGGCUGACCUGUCACAGUGGGGUGCUCUAGUCAUCAUGUCCGGAGACGGACUGCUGUUUGAGGUUGUGAAUGGCCUGAUGGAGAGAGAGGACUGGGAGGAGGCCAUCCAGACCCCACUGGGCAUCCUACCAGGGGGCUCCGGUAACGCCCUGGCUGCCUCUAUACACCACUACUCUGGGGCCCAGCCGGUGUCAAGCGAGGAGUUGCUGAUCAGCUGUGGCUUCCUGCUGUGUAAGGGCCUGGUGUCUCGCAUGGACCUGGCCUCUGUCCACCUGGGCUCCAGCCCCUCCAACCCCACGCGCCUCUUCUCCUUCCUCUCGCUGGCCUGGGGCUUCGUGGCUGACGUGGACGUUGAGAGUGAGAAGUAUCGCCACGUGGGCGCCGCCCGCUUCACCAUGGGCACAUUGGUCAGGUUGGCAUCAUUGAGGGUGUAUAAAGGCCGUCUGGCAUACCUGCCGGUUGACGAGGUGGAUGGAGAGGAGGAUGGGCAAUUUCCAGUCUCGUUGGAGAUGACAAGCAUGUCACCUCAACACCAACCGCCAUCGUCUGCAUUCUGCUCCUCCACCCUCCUCUGCCAACCUUUGAAGGACUCGCCGUGCCAGAACACAGCCCACCUCACCUUCCACAACUCCCGUAACUCAAACAAUGCCUUCAAGGCGAAGAAGAGGGAACCCAUGUCUGCAAAUGCCACCCUAACAGGCCCGCCAGACUCUCUCCUGGUGCCCCUGGACCAGCCGGUGCCCAGCGACUGGGUGGUGGUGCCCGAGGAGGACUUUGUCCUCAUGCUGGCCAUGUACCAGUCUCACCUGUCAAAGGACCUGUAUGCCGCGCCCGACUCUACACUUGAUGACGGCCUCAUCCACCUGAUAUACGUCCGAGCAGGCAUAUCGCGCACGGCCCUGCUCCGGCUCUUCCUGGCCAUGGAGAAGGGCACCCACCUGGCCAACAACAGCCCCCAUCUGGUGUACACCCGGGUGCGGGCGCUGCGGCUGGAGCCCUACUCGUCAAAAGGGGUGAUCACGGUGGAUGGGGAGGUGGUGGAGUAUGGGCCGGUCCAGGCCCAGGUACAUGGUGGGAUAGCCAGGCUCAUCACUAGAUUAUAAACAAGAUCCAAUGGAUGGAUAGCUAGCGUUAGCAUGUUAUGCUAAUAGAUAUGCUAUGCUAAAAGCUAACAUUAGUUAGCAUUUUCUGGACAAUUAGCAUUAGCAUUUUCUGCUCACAUCUAAAGGGGAGGUGGGAUUAAUGGACUUUUUAGUCUUCUCUGAAUUUCUGCUUUGAAUUGGAAGUGCCACAAAGGAGUAGCAAGGCUAAAACACAAGUUCACAAUGGGUGGGUACGUUUUAUUUCUAGAGCCCAAUCUCCCAUUCUCCCCAUUAAUUAGCAUUUAGGCUGUUCUAAGAUGGCAAAAUCCCAAAGCAACUGGCCUUUAAUUGGCUGUUGCAAGCUAUGACAUGGUAGAUUACUAGAACCGAGGUGAGAGAUCGAUCAAGAGCUAAGCUGUUUUACUCCAUAAGCAUAACUCAUGAAAUAUGAAUAUUUUCACCCCACUGCAAAUCCCACCCACACACAAACAUUCUCCUUACCAGGGGUCCAUAUGAUGUAGUGUCAGUCACCCACCCUGUCCAUCACAGACCCUGGGCAUGCUUUAUGUCUAUGGGAGGGCAUUGCAACUUCCAUUUUCUUUCUUAUGCAACGAAUGGGGUAUGGAUAGAUGCCUUCACUCCUCUCUUCCGCUGUGACGUGGACAUAUGGAAGAUCCAUACAACCUCCGGGAGCUAGCAUUAACAUUAUUAGAAACCAACUCAUUUGAACCCAAGUAACACAAGGGGACAGUUGCGCCGAAAUCAAACCUCAACCAUUGAUGCUCAAUUACCAUAGUUGUUUUUGAUUACCUUGAAGCUUGAAUCUUGAGGGUCAGUAGUUUAUCCUAAGGCCUAGACCCUGACCCUGGACUACUUGAAGACCGGUUUUGGAUUUGAAAAGAUUGGAGUUUAUUUUGGAUUAGGCAUUGUUGUGAUUAGCUGAAAACACACCAUACUUCCAUGACUUCUUCAACCAGCCACCUUACCUUGACAUGCAAACAAGUAUACUAAAGACACAUCUUCACGUAAUUUGACAUGUGCACAUUUUAUACCUCAUAUUUCCAUGAACCGCUAGCUUUAAAAUGGCCUAGAGUGAGAGCCUGUUUAUUGUGUUGUGGCCUGUCCUGCAAAGGAAGGCAUGCUGCACAAGUCCAGGUUACGUGACUUUGUGCCUGUUUCGGGUCUCCAACUGCAGUCUUUCCCCAUACCCAUCCCCUCCUCCUCCCUUUCUCGACACUGCAGUGCACCACAGGGCAGUCCUUCGCUUUUGUCUGCCUGCAGCUACAGCUGACACACCAACAGUACACUACACGCACGGUACAGACCCCUUCCCCUUCUCGGCCAUCAUCACCUUUAUCAUAAAGCUUUAAAAACACACACAGAAGAUAAACUAUGAAAUGACGACAAGAGCAACCGAAGGCUAAUGCGAAGCUAAAACAGUAGCUAGCCUGAGUUUACGCUCGUCAUAGCCCUCUUCUGUACUGAUUCUGAACUCUCGGAAGGAGGGCGAUUUAUUCUGCCUUAAACACAAAAGGAAGACAGGGGGCGCUUGAUUAAACAGCACAUUGGUCAGGGGAUGGUAAAGAGGGAGGGAUGAGGGAGAGUAUGGACUUGUUAAAUGCUGCCUGAGGGACCAGCAUUGUGUAGUAUGCAUCCCAAAUGGCACCCUAUUCUCUAUGAAGUGCACUACUUUUGAACAGGGCCCAUAUAGACACAGACGUGGUCUUGGCACACAGCCCUUCUCCACAGAUAAACAUGAUGUUCAUUCUCCACAGCAGUGUAACAUAAGGUUCUGACUGACACUGUGAAAGAAAGAUGUUUAUGUUCAUCUUGUUCGCCUUAGGGGAUGAUAAGAGGUUAUGGAACUGGGGGAUACCCUGAGAGAAUGUUUUUGGGCCUCGGCUUAUUUUUUAGAGCCACAAAGUGCCCCUGAUAUGAAUGAGUACACAUUUGGGUCACAAGAGAUUCCCAAAAUGCAAAAAUGUCAAUUUCAUGUUGUGAUAUUGUGUAUUGACUUGUUGUAAACCUGUCGUCAGGCCAGACUAAAUAAUUAUACAUGGGGAAAGACCAAAAUGACAUGUGAUUUUAGCUGCGGUGCAUGCAAAAGAAUGCACCUUGCAUUGAUGUUUAAAGUACAAAAUGAUUAAAUCCGCUUUUAACCCUGUCAGGGGCAUGAGCUCAUCUGAGGUUCCUCCCCCUACUGCUUCCUAUUUUAGAGAAGCAGCACGCCUUUCCAAUCCUUACCUUGGUCGUGUUCCCAUGCUCAGACGUUGACUGACAAAUUGCUAGUAUAACAUUUGUGGUUAGCUGAUACAUAUCUAGGAGUUGUAAGCUCUGGCAGGUGUCGGCAAAACCUGGGCAGAGGAACAUGCCCCAUAGCAUGCUGGGAAUCAAUGAGUCAUGAAGCAUUAGGAUGGGGAAAUGGAGGUGAAAAUAUCAAAACGCACAUGACAUCAGUCUCUUUCUGUUCCUCCAUGAGAUCAAUUGUUCAGACUCCAUUGAUUGUCACAGGAAUUUUCUGCUUCGCUCAGGUUUGAAACAUGAUCCAAAAAAAUCAAUUUAUUUAAGCUAGCUUUGGCCAUGAGAUUUUCCUGACCACUUCAGUUGACUAGAAAACUCUGGGCCCGACUCAGAGCCUAUGCAAAGUCUGCCUGCCUUGCUGGUGAUGCAGUCCCUGGCGCUUUCUCAAUUGUAACAAUUCUUACUCUUCAUUUUCUCUGCUUGUUUGCACUGAUUAGAAAAUAUUUAAGGUGAAUAGGUGAAAAUAUGGUGGAAGCUCAUCAGUAGGCUGGCAAGCUUUCACCUGCUCAAUUCUUUCAGAUCAGCACAAUGCAGGAAAGGAAACAAGGACAGAUUUCAGACAAUUGAGAAAGAGCCCCUGAAACUGUUUCGUGUGCCUUGAACAUGUUGCCCUUUAGUUGUGGGAAGAGGGGUGUGUACUGUUGUGACGCUUAGAAGAUUUGGCAUAGAACCCUGAUACCGGUCCUAUUAGUCUUCAAUAUUUAAAAUUUAUGAGGAAACAGAACUACUCCAGUAACCCAUUUCCAGUUGAAUUGAGCACUUGGUUAAGAACGGAAAAGGAGGUUUUAUGAAGCUUAAUGUCCCAGUUUGUGAAAACUCCGGCCAAGGCCCUAAUAUACUCCGUUGUUGACACUUGAAGGUGUAUAGCUAAAUAAAUUCAGUCAGGUACUAUCACCAAAAUCUUGGGAGUCUUACAACUGCUGCUUGACUGUUGUCUUAUUGACAGUGUUUUUCAGGUGUAUUUGGUGAAGGGAUAGUAACUGUUCUUUUUACAAAAUCUUGAUUGAUAUUCUUUACUUGAGUUAAAUACAGAGCUCUAUUUUUCCACUUGGCAAAAUGUUGAAUCAAAUAAAGUGAAAACCAAAACAUUUGACUUGUUUCUUUUGAAUAAACAAGAUUAAGUUGCCGUUUUGUCCUUUGAGUGAGGUCAACUGAAAACACAACGCUACUGUACAACCAAAUUCAAUCCACCACAAGCGACAACUUGUAACCAUGGUACUGCUUGCAAAGUUUACUACAUCACUUUAAAAACAGGUCUUGAAACUUAAUGAAAGGAACUGUAAAAAAUGACAAAUCAAGAAGAAAAAAACCUGCAAAUGUCCCAAGCGUUCUCAUGACCACUUACAGAGCUCAAGUUUGUUAAAUAGAUGCAUUUAUAGUAUAGUCAUGACUUCUGUACAGAGGGAUCAGGCUAAAAAUCAUAAGUUUAUUAGUUUACCAAUACAGGCCACUGUGGAAAUGUUCACACAUCGUACAGUCAAGUCUUGUGUCCGUUCAAGGCUUAAAGCAACAUGUUACAUGCUUUGGCUGGAAAUCUCUCGCAGUAAUGAAUACGUCUGAAUAUAAAAACAUACACAGAAAAUUGUACAGAACUUCAUGUGCUUGAAAUCCUUCAUGUUUUUUCUCGAGACCUGGCUUCACAUUUUUUUUCUGGUUUUGCAAUAGUGGAGAAACAAGUGCAUGAGCGAGAGAGAGAUCUAUGGUUGCAAACACAGGAGAAGGUUGGCGGGAACCAACCAAGGCUGCUACGCUACAAGGACUUCAGCCUAAAAUGGGGAAGCAAAAGGAACAUCCUUACUGUACAGGCAGCAAAAGAAGAAAAAAAGAGGAAGAAAGUCAAGGAGGAAGAGAAGCAAUGGAAUCCUGAUUGCCAUGCAUGGUACAGGAUUUUAAAUAUUAUUUUUUUAAGGUGGAAGGAGAAAAAUAAUAAAUAAAAAAAAUCCCAUUCACCUAUUCUUUUCCUCUUUACAAUAAUCAGUUUGUCUCACGCUUUGCACUCAAUCAUUUACAAAUGGCACUUUGUACUGUUUCACACACUCAUAAACACUAAGCAUUUAGCGUCUUUGUUCAAGCAAAAAGACAAGCCAACGCCCUCAUUUUCAGUUCACCGGUAAGCACAAGGGGAAUGGACCAACAGAAUAUCUGGCAAAAAACAAGAGCAUAAUAUAUUUCAGGUGGAUGUCAUGGAUGUAAACAACGACGGUUCAAAUAACCAAGGAAGCACUAUCAGAACUAGCCCAGUUCCAGAUCUGUUUGUGCAUUAUUGCCAACUCGGCAAAGACCGCACAAACAGAUUUGGGACCAGGCUAUAUAAGAACCAGAUGGUGUUAAAUCGCUGCACUUUCUUUCACAGUACUCCUUUUAACACUUUAUCCUAAAUCUGUUUGUGCUUUAAAAUCAACUACUAGCCAAAGGAGUUGGUCAAAGAACAUACAGGUCUGGGACCAGGCUUCUUUCAUUCUUCGGCGAACACAAUGAAUGGAACCACUGACCCCUGGUGGCCAUACAGAUAACAGCUCCCUGUGUUAAUAAAUAGAACACUUGACCAUUUUUCAAGUAUAAACAAACCGGCAAUAAUUUAAAGAAACAUAAAAGUAAUAUCACAAAGUACAAGCAUGACUAUGCCAGAGGCCAUGUUGUGGAAAGUGCAUCAUUCACCCUUUGAACUGGGGAAAUGAAAGAACGGGAUACCACUCCAAUCUUGGGGACAAACAGUGACACUCCAUCAUGCUCAAGGCAAAGGGCAAGAACAAAACCAAAUACAAGCUGCUCAAAACCUUCUGCAUCCACACUCAAACUCUGUCUACAAACUCCAAUCAAUCUCCAUCCCCAAACAAACCGCAGUUGAGAGUAACACUGGAAUGCAGAGGCUGAAGCUGUGUAACUUUACCAUUCAACUUGUGGGCUGAAGUUGCCAUUGUCAAAGCAGAUCUGGGAUCAGUGAUUUUGUUAAAUUUAUUAUUCGUUUUAUACAUUUUUCCGACCUCCGAAUUGUUAAAUUAAGCACAAGUCCAGGGAAAACCGACCCCAGAUCGGAUGUUAGAGGGCCAACCUCUGAACACUGGAAUGGGGUGAAUGUAGUGGGUAUCAGGCGGGGGUAACAAGCAGCUCUGUACAUAGGGUCUGAUAAUAUACUAAGAAGAACAAUUCAAGUAAGGCAACAUGUUGAGAGGAGAUAAGACUCAUUUAGUGAUGGAAUGGAUAGCGUUUUUUAAAACUCAUGUCAAGUUCACGGUUGUGGCUCCCGCUUCUAGUAGUAGCCCAAUGAGUGAGCAGAAGAGAGGAUUGUGGGAUAGCUCUGGAGGACCAUUGUGAACGACCAGCCUUUAAGUGACUCUAAAGGGCCAAUGACAGCUGCAAGGAAGGAAAAACAUCACUACCUUGAACAUGGCGAAGGUUAAGACAACGUAAUAAUUCCACGGAGAAGCGUUUGAAAAUAAAAAUGUUCAUCGGACCAGCGCCAGACAGAAAAUUAACGGAAGUGAAAUGUCAGCAGUACAGAAAGUUAGCCAUCAAGGUGGGAAAUAAAACACAACCGUAGUGAAUUUCAGUUAACUACUCCACAAACACACAGGAUAAUUGUUUUACUGUCCUUCUAUUCAUUUCAACUUUUUUUCAAAUGAUCUACAGUCACUUCACUUCAUUUCCUGACCGCUGGUCACGUUUUCAAUGCCAAUCCUGUCGAAUCAGCAACCGCACUGGUCCAAUGAAUGUGUUUAUUUUCAAACGUGGUUCUUAAACUGGGUAUUUUCAACCUAGCCUUGAUCCCUUGUAGAAGGAAAAAAAUAUAUAUGUUAAGUUGAGUCUUAAGAGCGACAUGGGUGACAUAACAACAACAACAAAAAACAGUCUGUACAGUGUCAAAGUUAUCAAGUCUUAGAAUGGAAACUUUCUACAGUCAAAGAUAUUAAAGAGCUCAUUUGACCUCACCUAGAGGUAAGGUCAUAUAGUUCUGUGUCACUCCUCUAUUCUAGAGCCAAGUCUCUCCUCAGGGUAUAUACCAUAGGGCCUAAUAGUGUAUAUAACAUCCAGAAGUGGUGAUUAGUAUGUAAACUUGUCACUCAAGUGUUUCUCCAACAACAUGUUUUGGUGCGAGCGAUUGGCGAGGAAACCAACAAGGACAUAGCAGAGUGAAGCGGUUGUAGGUGGGCAGUUAAUAACAUUCAGAUUGGGGGUGUGUCUCUAAAGUCGAGAAAGAGCGAGAGGAGAAGGGCAAAAAGCAAACAACCAGCAACAUCCACAUUAAAAAGAAACUCAAUACGUCAGCAUGUCAAAAGGUGCCCAGACCUGCCGAGAUUGUCUGUUGAUUGGAGAGUGCAGGGUGGUAACAGGGCACAGGAGCAGUGCUAAAGGGUGCCCGCCAGGGUUAAAGGAGCCAGGCAUACUGGGAAAUGUAGUUCAGAGAAAACCCAGCUUUGAGAAUCUGUCCAGGUUGACCCUGCAGAUUCCAGGACGCCAUGGCUACUGUAACAGUCUCCGUUUAGUUUAGAUCCAAUUGACACGGCGGAGUAAUAUUUUUAUUUGUGCUAAGAAAUUGAAUUUGUGGCGGCAAUUCACAAAGAAUGUCUCUUCAGGUAAUUCCACUUCCCCUUACAGUAACUAUAGACGAUGCAAGUCAAUGGCACUUGUUCUUUCU